Messenger RNA from Hypoxylon fragiforme, 1260 nucleotides. RefSeq lists its product as uncharacterized. Lineage: Eukaryota; Fungi; Ascomycota; Sordariomycetes; Xylariales; Hypoxylaceae. The record is from RefSeq and is a predicted model, not a curated record. The transcript is spliced from 2 exons. The coding region runs from base 1 to 1260 and encodes 419 amino acids.
AUGGCGAACCAACCGCCAAAUUUUCAUGUUAUACCUCACCAUAUUCAUGCACUUGGUCAUGUCGAACUUCUUAUGCCUGGGCAAGUGGCAGUCCCUGCGCCUCAUCAUCUUCCCCCUAUCGACAACGACAACCCGGCGGAAUUCUUCCACCGGAACCGCAACCAAGCAGUGGUCUGCGUAAUAUGCGGUGUCAUAUUGAAACCAACGAUUUCCUCGGGGAUUGGCAACCCGGUGCGUGAUUGGAUGCGUCCAGGCUUGAUCAAAGCCAAACCUGGAUUCUUCGAAUGGUGUCGAUCCCAGGAAGGGGACAAGGGCCGUGGAUCUCGCUCCGAAGAUCAUGAAAAACAGAUAGAUUUCUAUCGGGUCCGUCAUUUUUUGGGCGGCCCUACAGGCUUCUAUCUAACAAACAACGUCACCAAUGUGGCAAUCGACACUCGUGAUACUGAAAUGUACUUGCCAGUUCAUCAUUCAUGCUUCCAGGUUGCGAAAAGCUUUUGUCGCUACCAGUCUCGGUUUGAUAUGAAUUUCCGGGAUGUAUACAACCAGCAAGGUGCACAUGGAGGAACACCUACUGGCAUCGCGCAUUUUUAUGAGAUAUGGAUGAAGCGCGCGCUCCUGAUGGAGCCUGGAAACCUCGGUCCUCUCCAGCAUCCUAUUGACGAGCCGAACCGGUACCUCGGCGUCACAUUUGUAAAUGAUUUGCGAUUAUAUGGCAUUUACUUGCAGCGAAACUCCCCGGAGUUUCGCGAUCCUCGCUCUCAUCCUCGCUUGACGACAAUCAAUAUUAUAAAACUCGCAAAGCGCAUGAACAUCCGUCAGAUCAGUCACCAACAUCGUGACAUCGGCACAUUUUUCGCGUGCCGCAUGCUGGCUCGAGCAAUAAAGGAUAAGCUGCCUCCCGAGAUUCGCAACCGUAUUUACGAGGAAAUGGAGCCUUUCGAGGAUCUCCAACUCGAUGAAAUGAUGUGCACGCGUGUUUUGCCUCCGCGGUGGUGGAGAGACCGAUUGUUCAAUGGGGAUCUGAUCCCCUGGUUGUUCGACUUGGACAUCGAUAUGGCGCGAGAGAUGAAUGGCCAUGGAGAAGAUUGGGACGAUGGCUUGGACUGGGAGUAUCUGUGCCGACAGCUGGCCCAUCCUAGCGUCAACUCUCGCUUGCUUUCCGGCAUGGAUUAUCUCAAGAACCGCCGUCGCAUCUGGACGAUCCUGGGAAAGGCUACCCUUGGUACGAUUGGCUGCCGCCGCCAAAAUAGUACCUCUUAG